Messenger RNA from Brassica napus (rape), 1239 nucleotides. Its product is annotated as transcription factor DIVARICATA. Lineage: Eukaryota; Viridiplantae; Streptophyta; Magnoliopsida; Brassicales; Brassicaceae. Bases 181 to 975 code for a protein of 264 amino acids. Gene Ontology annotation, molecular function: DNA binding. The transcript has 2 exons. The record is from RefSeq and is a predicted model, not a curated record.
AAUCAACUUUUGUUUUUUCGUUUUCGAAAGAGAACCACUUUAUAUUUUCGCUUUGUAAUAAUUUCCUCUAAGAAAAAGUUCUGCUUAUUUUUUUCUCCCUCACUGGAGACUCCAAACAGUCAAUAAGAAAAAAACGCCAUAGAUUCUCGUCUUCCUCUCUCUCUUACAAGAUACAUAGCUAUGUCAUCGAUGAACGGAGGUUUCCAGGAAAACACAAACUGGAUUUUUCAAGAAGUCAAAGACGCCAUGUGGACGGUUGAAGAAAACAAACUGUUCGAGAAAGCUCUAGCCGUUCUCGGCGACAAAGACGACCUAGAGAGCUGGUCCAACAUCGCCGCUUUGAUCCCGGGGAAAUCCGUAGAUGAUGUCAUUAAACGAUACAAGAAGCUGGAGGAUGACAUCAGCGACAUCGAGGCCGGACUAGUCCCCGAUCCGGGUUACUGCUCCGACGCCUCCGCAGGUGAUUACUUCUUUGGGCUAGAGAACUCCGGUUACGGUUAUGGUUACGGUUACGGUUACAAUUAUGUCGUGGGAGGAAAGAGAAGUUCGCCGGCGACGAGUGAUGGGUUCAAGCUUCCGAUGCCGGAAAAAGAACGGAAGAAAGGAGUUCCAUGGACCGAGGAAGAACACCGACGAUUCUUAAUGGGUUUGAAGAAAUAUGGAAAGGGAGAUUGGAGAAACAUUGCAAGAAACUUUGUGACAACUCGAACGCCAACGCAAGUUGCUUCCCACGCUCAAAAAUAUUUCAUUCGACAGCUCACCGAUUGUAAAGACAAACGGCGGUCAAGCAUUCACGACAUUACAACAGUUAACGUCCCCGACGCAAAGGCACUAGCAACCGCCACACCCGCCGCUGCAACAGUCUCUCCUACUCCAACCAAUCCUUUUGACGUUUACUUUCCUCCAAAGCCUCAUCACAGUUUAGCGUUUUCGCCUGCGUCUAGUUAUCAUAACGCGUUUCCGCAGUGGAGUUGAAAAUCAUAUAUAUAUCUAGAGCUUGUCUCAUAAAUGGUUAUAUAUGUUUUCUACGCCUAUCAAAUUGUUCAUGCAGGAUUUUGUAAAUAUUUGUAAAAAAAUUGAAAGUUUGUGUGCUCAUGCCAAUAUUAGGUUGUGGUUGAUUGUAAUUUCCAGUUAAGCAAGUUUAUAUUACUAAAAUGUAUGUUGCUUAUCCGUACACUAAUUUAUUUAUAUGUAUUAUAAUGUUAUUACCGUUGACUUGAAUGUCAACUAUUGAUGUAA